Messenger RNA from Onthophagus taurus, 1731 nucleotides. RefSeq names its product putative protein disulfide-isomerase ER-60. The record is from RefSeq and is a predicted model, not a curated record. Gene Ontology annotation, cellular component: endoplasmic reticulum. Lineage: Eukaryota; Metazoa; Arthropoda; Insecta; Coleoptera; Scarabaeidae. Gene Ontology annotation, molecular function: protein disulfide isomerase activity. Gene Ontology annotation, biological process: protein folding; response to endoplasmic reticulum stress.
AUGUCAAAGAAAUUUCAUUUCAAUCUUCUCUAUUUAACAAUUCUUUUUGGAACAACCAUCGCAAAACACUUUACGACGAUUGAAUUGGAAAAUUUAAAGGAUAAAUCGGUUUUAGUUAAAUUGGAUUUGGUCAAUAUCACAGAGUUCGCUUCUAAAGAAACGAUUUCCGUCAUCUUUUUUUAUAGAACACUAACGGAAAUCGUUUGGAUUGAAUGGUUAGAAAAAGUAUUACCCAUUAUUUCUCCAUAUCAAAUCGGAAUAAUCGACUGCGAUAGCGAUAAAAACUAUAACGCGAAAAAUGGUUGUUUCAAUUUGGGUUUUAAUCCCCCUUCGAUUAGAAUUUACCGAUAUGGAUACACAUUUUCGGAAUACGACCAAGAAAAGAAUGCGAGAAGUUUUGUGAAAUAUCUCAAAAGAAUUAUUCCAAACGAAUUGGUUAGAUUGGAUGAUUCGGAGAAACUUCAACGGUUUUUGAACGAAAAUAAUCAAAGUGUUGUGGUUGGUUUUUUUCGGAAUGAAAGUGUUUUGGAGAAAAUCUUUAUUAACGUAGCUCAAGAACUUCCAGGAGUUAUUUUUGGGUAUUCCUCCGAUGAGAAAGUGUUAAAAUCGAUGAAUCUUUACGAUAAUGUUGCUUUAUUUCGGCCAAAAUAUCUUGAGAAUGGAUACGAAGAAAAUUUUGUUAAUUACACCGAAAAAAGCGAAGAAAAUUUAUUAAAAAAUUUCAUCAAAAUCAAUCAACACGGUUUGGUUGGGAUCAGAAAUUAUUUUAACGUCGAUGAUUUCCCCAAACCUCAAAUUAUAGUUUAUUUCGAUUUAAACAACAAAGACGACUUUAAAAAGAUUCGCGAAUUAACUUUACGAGUCGCCGAAGACUUUAAAAGCAUCACAUUCGCUGUAAGCGAUAAAAAAGAUUUUAUUAACGAUUUAUUAGAAUUUGGGAUUGAAUCAAAACGGAUUUUUUACAGUAAAGUUUUAGUUUUGGGGCAAACUGAAAAAAACUACAAAUAUGUUUUAGACGAAUUCAAAACGGUUCGAGAUCUAAAAGAGUUUGCGAUUGGUUUGGAAAAGAAAAGUCUCCCCCAGUUUAUUAAAAGCCAAGAUUUGAAGCAUUCGGAGCCACAUUCCGAAAGUAGUCGUAUUCAUCUCGCAGUUGGAAGCAAUUUCCUACAACUGGUGAACAAGAUCUCUAAAGAUUUACUCGUCCUUUUAUUUAAUUUCGAUUGUUUUCAAAGUUUGAUAAGCGUGGAUUUUGCGGCGAAAGAAUUUGAAAAGGAAUCGGAUAAAAUUGGAUUUCUUGCUAUGAACGUACACCUAAACGAUGUUCCUCGUCCGUUCUAUUUCAAUCAUUGCCCAACAAUUUUUUUCGCAACUCGGGGAUCUAAAAAUAAACCUCUUUUAUAUGGAGGAUCUCCAGAUUACAAAAAAUUAAUUAGAUUUAUACGAGAAAAUAUUCAUUAAACUUAAAAUAUUUACAUAUUAACUCGCUUUGUACGUGUAUGGGUAAGAAAAGAAGGAGAUAAAUAGAAAAGGACAACUCUUUAAUAAGGGCACUUGCUGGAUAAUUCUUCAACCAUCUCGUAGGGGUGGAAAAACGUUCGUGGAAUUUUAAUCAUAACCCACCCCCCAAUCCCUCGUUGAUCCACGCUUUAGUUUCGCUUCAAAACUACUUUUAAAAGGUCACGCUGCACAUGCGAAAAGGGUGUCAAUGGAAAAGGUAUUUUUUUAUUAGGU